UUUGCACCUCCUAAGUGUAAAUUGCUGACCAGUUCUACAGAUGGUAGCUACUUAAACCGGACAAAUUAGACAGCCAUCGAUGCCCGUUGUAGAUUCCCCACUACCCUUUGUGAGGAAAAGGAUGGCAAGAAGUGUUGGCAUUUUGUUAGCUAUCUUUGGCUUCCUGCUAGGCUCAGCUGCAGCAGACUGUAACAUUCUCAAGGAGAAGGGCAAAGAUGGACUUCAAAUCACCUUGAAGAACUACUGUGAGGCUUGGAGGAUGAAUGUUGAGCUCCAUAACAUCAGGGAUUUUGAUGUUGUGCCUGAUGAAUGUGUUUCAUACAUGGGCAAAUACAUGACAUCAACUCAAUACAAGGUGGAUUCUGAGAGGACUAUUCAUGAAUCCAUUGUCUAUCUCAGCACCAGCUGCAAUCUCAAGAAAGAUGGCACAGAUGCUUGGAUCUUUGACAUUGAUGAUACUCUUUUGUCCACUGUCCCUUACUACAAGAGAAAUGGUUUUGGGGGAAAGAAGUUGAACUUGACCUCUUUGGAAGAGUGGAUGAGCAAGGGCAAAGCACCAGCCCUUCAGCACUCUCUGAAGCUUUUCAAUGAGCUUAAAUCACGAGGAGUCCGGAUCAUUUUGGUUUCUUCAAGGGUGGAGCAUCUCAGAUCUGCCACAGUCGACAACCUUGUCAAUGAGGGCUUCUUUGGCUGGAGUAGUCUCUUAUUAAGGGGAGCUGAUGAUGCAUGCAAGGACAUCCAGGGAUUCAAAUCUGAUGCAAGGAAACAAUUGAUCAGCAAGGGAUAUCGCAUUUGGGGCAUUCUUGGCGACCAAUGGAGCAGCAUUGAGGGGCUUCCAAGUGCAAAUAGAACAUUUAAACUUCCAAAUCCUUUGUAUUAUAGUGCCUAAAAAUCGCAACAGUCCUCCUACAUACUCAAGAAGAGUCAUCUUUUCUGCUUAAUAUUUACAGUCCUAGUUGCAUUUAAUAUUUUCCUAACAAUCAAGCUUGUCGUGUCCUAGCAUAUUUUGUCAUCCCCGGUUAUAGAAUAAAUUUCUGCUCCUAGCAUAUUUUGUCUUGGAUGCCAUA
Messenger RNA from Coffea arabica (coffee), 1067 nucleotides. RefSeq names its product acid phosphatase 1-like. The record is from RefSeq and is a predicted model, not a curated record. Lineage: Eukaryota; Viridiplantae; Streptophyta; Magnoliopsida; Gentianales; Rubiaceae. Gene Ontology annotation, molecular function: acid phosphatase activity.